AUGGGCAACGGCGAGGGUGGCACACGUUGGGAUUGCGACUUGCGAGUGGAGAAUGACCCUUCCUUUUUAUCGGUCACUGAUUGGGGAAGGGGAGCGAGCCGGGAGACACGGGACCGAGAGAUCGCAGAUUUUGGCGAGGGAGAGAUCACGCUAAUUGGGGGAGGGAAGCCGGGAGGCGUGACUUUUGAUGCCUAUGUUGUUGGCAAAGAAAAUGCUCCUGGAAUUGUGGUUUUGCAAGAAUGGUGGGGAGUUGACUAUGAGAUAAAGAACCAUGCGAUCCACAUUUCCCAACUUGGUGGAGGAUACAGAGCACUCAUUCCAGAUUUAUACCGUGGAAAAGUUGCUCUUGAUGUUGCUGAGGCACGGCUCCUGAUGGAGGGUCUCGAUUGGCAGGGUACAGUCAAGGAUAUUCAGGCUUCAGUUAAAUGGCUGAAGUCAAAUGGAUCACCCAAGGUUGGUGUUACUGGCUAUUGCAUGGGAGGUGCUUUAUCAAUUGCAAGUGGAGUUUUAGUCCCAGAGGUUGAUGCUGUUGUUGCUUUCUAUGGGACACCAUCUUCUGAGCUUGCUGAUCCUUCUAAGGCUAAGGCUCCUACACAGGCUCAUUUCGGGGAGCAUGACAGUUUUGUUGGUUUUUCAGAUGUCACUGCAGCCAAGUCCCUGGAGGAGAAGCUCAAAUCUUCAGGGAUACCAUAUGAAGUUCACAUAUACCCUGGAUGUUCACAUGCCUUCAUGAACACUUCGCCUGAGGCCCUCAAGAGGAAGAAGGGGAUGGGUCUGACUCAUGAGAACCAGGAAGCCGUCGACCUGGCCUGGUCUCGCUUGUCUUCUUGGAUGGGCCGUUUCCUUGGAUCUGCUUGA
Molecule: messenger RNA, 858 nt
Organism: Miscanthus lutarioriparius
Lineage: Eukaryota; Viridiplantae; Streptophyta; Magnoliopsida; Poales; Poaceae
Source: the annotation of a GenBank genome assembly